Molecule: messenger RNA, 1341 nt
Organism: Lachancea lanzarotensis
Lineage: Eukaryota; Fungi; Ascomycota; Saccharomycetes; Saccharomycetales; Saccharomycetaceae
Gene: VAC17
Product: LALA0S11e00122g1_1
Exons: 1
Coding region: 1-1341 (446 amino acids)
Biological process (GO): vacuole inheritance
Molecular function (GO): protein-membrane adaptor activity
Source: RefSeq, a predicted model, not a curated record
AUGGGGAACUUUGCAGAUGAGGUGAAUGAAGUAGGACAGCUUUUGCUGGUCCAAACGCAGAAAACUUUACAACUUUUAGACGGCUGCAUAAAUACACAACGAAGUCGAUAUGACAACCGGAUUCGCAGCGACAGAAAGCUGGGUGGAUUGCAGGAUGGCCUCCAGCAUUAUUAUACAUAUUUGGGGCAGCUCAAUACGCUGUAUUGUAGGACUCUGGAACUCGCUAAUCGCGAUGCAGAGCAGCAUAUCAGCGAAUCCAGCAUCCGCGAGCUGGUUGCUGAUUUCGAGGCAGCAACCGCUAGAUUGGAUUUCCAAACUUCUCUCGUUCCAGACCUCGAGCUUUCCCCCGCAUCUAUAGCAUCCUUUGAGCCCCGGCCGCUCAAAAUCAUCCAGCGGAAAAACCGGGAACAUCAACUGUCACCCACAAAACUCUCGGCAAGGCAAAGCAUGAUCUCGACGGGUUCUCGCCGUUUGAGUGAUAGCAGCAUCAUAAGCUCCAAACUGCGAACAAAUGCGGAUCCUACUAUGCUAAGGCCCCGCUCUGUAAGUCCCCAGGGGCUAGUCUCUGAAAAGACCGAUAUGCGUAUUCUCAGGGGCGCAAAAUCAUGCGAUACUGGCCUUAACAAACAAAGCAACCCUCAUGAGAACAGAUUAAGUUUCUUCCGAGAUCGGCAGCGAUUGUCGAUCUCGUUUUUCGAAGAUGAUGAAUACUCCUCAGACGAAGAAACAAUAAUAUCUCCUAGCCCAGCAACGUCUCCCCUUUGUCUAGACAGCGUUUUUUCAAAGCCUGGUACGGAUUCGCUACGAAACUCAACUCUCAAGAAGAGUCUUCAGGCCCGAUCUCAACUUUAUUCCCAGAAAAUUACUGCGCCUUCGUUUUCUCGACUUCUCCCGUCGAGACAGCCCAUUGUGCAGUGCGGAAUCACUCCCAUCGACCACAUCCCUCAAAUUCAUGGGCGGGUUACCAACUCCAAUACAAACGGAUCUAGAGACUUGUUAGCCAAGUAUGCGCUACCUGAACCCAAAAAAGGAAAGCUUGACGGGCGAAUUGAGAAUAAACAUACCAAUCGAUUUUUCGGCUCACUAAGGGCUUUGAACAACCAAGUGCUGGUCACUUCGGAGACAGGGCUAGAGUAUUCAAGCGAAUAUUCAACUACAAAACUCAUAGGGCAGGGACGAAAGCCGGAAGUGGCUAAAAGGCCUUCACGUUCUUCGGGUAGCAUAUUAGUUCACGGCCCAAGCGGCUCUCGAUUUAUUACUCCUCCAAGUCACACAGAGCUGCAUUUCAAAGUAUCUCAUGACGCUUUGCGGGAAGCUUUGAAUACAAAUUUACAUAGCUAG